Rhodofomes roseus is the source of this 1338-nucleotide messenger RNA. RefSeq lists its product as uncharacterized. The coding region runs from base 206 to 1132 and encodes 308 amino acids. The transcript has 8 exons. NCBI's taxonomy places the organism in Eukaryota, Fungi, Basidiomycota, Agaricomycetes, Polyporales, Fomitopsidaceae. The record is from RefSeq and is a predicted model, not a curated record.
GUGGCCUAUAUGUCAUUUACGACACUUUUGGUGACACGUCUCCGUGCGCGAAGCUCUGAGCGAGCCCUGCUCGUCUUGGGAGGCAGCGCCUCCUGCGAUACGGUCAGUGACUCAGCUCGAAGAGACACUUGAUCUCCGGACAGUCUUGUUCUCGUACACCUAACUGGAACAGUACCCAUCGUGUCCUCAUAACCAGGGUCCAGGGAUGAAUGCCUUCUCUGCUUGCUCGCUCUAUCAUGAAGACCUGCGCGUGGCCAUGUCCCGUCCACUCGAACAACGCGUGAAAUUCUUCUUGGAUACCACAGACGUCGAAGAAUCGAGUGAGUUGGGUCAACUCCUGCCGAACCUGGAUCUAGUCAGGCAAGACGUCGCGAGAGUGUCGGCUGUCCAAGAAACCGUAGCUUCGAUGCCUGAGCAACCUGUGAUCGAACUGCAGGAACCAUACACUGGAGAAGAUAUCCAGAUACGCGCUUCGCACGCACUCGUGCUGAAGACUCAGUUACCUCGACUGUUCCUGUACAGCUUUCUCAUCAUGUUCAGUGAUGUGCCCAAAGACCUCGUUGAAGAUGUCAUCUGGGCGUUAGAGGUCUUUGUCGGCCUGCUCAGGGAGUGCUCGGACGAACAACUCGAUGUGUUGUGUAGCGAUGAACUAGAUGCGGUUUAUACCUAUGAAGAACCGGCUUUCGAAGAAGAUACUCCAAUGGAGACCAUUAGGUCCUUCAUGAGACAACAAUCGAAGGCGAAGGUCACAAUCCUCCUCUUAAGACCGGAAGUUGACAGGCCGGGAGAUGCCGUGAGAUACUUCAAGGCAAUCAUUGAUUAUCGGCGUCUGGUUGUCCCACCUGAACAGUUUUUCGAGGGGGAGCGUGAUCUCCUCGAAGUCUAUGGUGAGGCUCUGACACGAAGCGGCAUCAAUGAUGAAUUUGCAGAGACAUUUCUGCGGAAAUACGUCGAUUCAAGCGCGGCUUCUGACAAAACCGGUCUUCGCAGGCUUAUCGUGGCGAAGGUCUGGCUGUCGCGCGUUCUGCGGCGGCGAGGCAGCACGAGUGCUGCCAAAUCAGAGGAAAAGUGGCUGGUGAGAUGGUUCCGCAAGCACAUUUGUUACCGAGCGCGGAUUACCCCGAGCUCCUGAUACCGAACGGAACCGUGAGCCCAAUCUUGGCCCAACUGGGCGGCUCCUCUUGGUUAGAAGGGCGUAAAGACACAGACAAGACAAUCCGCCGUGGUAUAAUGUUUUGUAGGCAAUGUGGAGCUCAUGAGCCGAUGGUGAAGCUAUCGCUGUGUACGAAGUGCAAGAAGUUUCAUUAUUGGUGCGACUCUCACUCCAAUUUGGGCUGA